UGCUGAGUAAUUAACAUAGCCAGUGCGACUGAGUUAAGUAUAUUAUCUCAAACAAAGAAAGUAGAGACGACAGUCUUUACUUUUACUUUGAUUAAUGGUUACUGUAGUAAUAUCUCUACAAUGAAAGAAAAUGUUACCUCUUCGAGUGAAAAUCUAAAUGUGCAAUCAAGCAAGUACAGACAGAAUCUUUUAGAAGUACCGUCACUGCCUGCGGAAGACCGAAUUCUUCGUGCAUUUCGUCCACAACAACAAACUCAGACAACCAAGCAGACGACAGACGAUUGUGCGCGGGAAAAAUGGAAUGGAAAGAUAGAGUUCGUUUUGUCUUGUGUUGGACAAUGUAUAGGACUGGGAAAUGUGGUCAGAUUUCCCUACCUCUGUUACAAGAAUGGUGGAGGUGCUUUCCUUGUUCCAUACCUGCUGACGGCAAUAUUCGCUGGUAUACCUAUGUACUUCUUGGAACUAUCUUUGGGGCAAUGGUUAAGUACGGGUGGACUCAGUGUAUGGAAAAUAAGUCCACUUUUCAAAGGUGUUGGUUAUGCUUCUGCUGUUAUAGCAGCGUGGUUGAACAUAUACUACAUCGUUAUUCUGGCCUGGGCUGUUUACUACCUGUACCACUCGUUUUCUGACCCUCUUCCCUGGGCUACCUGUAACAACCCUUGGAACACUCCCUUCUGCCUGUCCGACUACAAAAGGGAAUUCAAAGAUUACAACUGUUCUAAUGGGACAUCUUGGUAUUCUCAGAAUUUAUCGAAUAAUGGCAAAAACUCAACACUUUGGGCAAAAGUUGGGACGAAUUGUUCCUCUAUCGUGUACACUUCUCCAGUACGGGAAUUCUGGGAACGCAAUACUUUACGAAUAACUAGUGAUGUUGGUGAACCUGGGAAGCUGCGUGCAGAGUUGUCCAUCUGUCUGUUAGCUGUGUGGAUAUUGUGCUAUUUUUGCAUUUGGAAAGGAGUAAAAUGUUCUGGAAGGGUUGUUUAUUUCACGGCAUGUUUUCCCUAUGUUCUCAUGUUCAUCCUCCUAAUUCGAGGAGUAACGCUUCCAGGUGCUCUGGAAGGAAUCAAAUUCUAUGUAUAUCCAGAUCUAGAAAAACUCUCCGAAUCACAGGUGUGGAUAGAUGCUGUCACUCAGAUUUUCUUUUCCUAUGGCUUGGGUUUGGGAACACUAAUCGCAUUGGGAAGUUACAACAAGUAUAAUAACAAUGUCUGCAAAGAUGCUAUUUGUAUAUCUCUCCUGAACAGUGCCACCAGUGUUUUCUCUGGCUUCGUCAUCUUCUCUGUCAUCGGUUUCAUGGCGUACGAGCAGAAGAAACCGGUCAGCGACGUUGCAGCUUCAGGACCUGGUUUGGCUUUCCUUGCCUAUCCUAAUGCUGUAGUUCAGCUUCCAGUAUCACCAGUCUGGGCCGUUCUCUUCUUCUUGAUGCUGUUAAUUUUGGGAAUGGACAGUCAGUUCUGCACUAUGGAGGGUUUCUUUACGGCUGUGAUAGACGAAUAUCCGGGACUUUUGAAAAAAAGGCGGGAAAUCUUUAUCGGUGUAUUCUGUUUCCUCUCAUACUUGAUUGGGUUGUCUAUGGUUACCGAGGGCGGUAUGUACGUGUUCCAGUUGUUUGAUAACUACUCCGCCAGCGGACUAUGUCUUCUUGUCCUCAUUUUCUUCGAAUGUACAGCGGUUUCUUGGGGAUACGGUGUGAAGCGGUACUACGAAAACCUCCAUAGUAUGUUGGGUUAUUAUCCAAGAUCAUUCUGGAAAUUCACAUGGGUAGUUUCUACACCUGCACUGACGGCAGGUAUCCUACUAUUCCGCUUCAUCAAGUUUAAACCCGUGACGUAUUUGGAGUAUGAAUUUCCCACGUGGGCUCACGUGAUUGGCGGUAUCAUGGCUCUGUCGUCUGUUUCUCUGAUUCCUAUUUAUAUGAUCUUUAAGCUACUCACUACAUCAGGAUCGAUAAGCCAGAGAUUUCGGUUAUUGGUUCGACCAGAGAUCGACCUUCCUGGUGGAGUGGAACCCCCUCCUCCAUACUCGGCUGUUUACACAAGUGUCGGGGUGUAGAUGUAAAACUAAAAACACUGUCAAUGUUCAGUAUAGAAUGUGGUCAAGAUUCGGUAAUAAUAAUUA
This is a messenger RNA of Saccostrea cuccullata (small rock oyster), 2118 nucleotides long. Its product is annotated as sodium- and chloride-dependent GABA transporter 1-like. Gene Ontology annotation, biological process: sodium ion transmembrane transport. The record is from RefSeq and is a predicted model, not a curated record. The coding region runs from base 121 to 2052 and encodes 643 amino acids. NCBI's taxonomy places the organism in Eukaryota, Metazoa, Mollusca, Bivalvia, Ostreida, Ostreidae. The transcript is spliced from 13 exons. Gene Ontology annotation, molecular function: gamma-aminobutyric acid:sodium:chloride symporter activity. Gene Ontology annotation, cellular component: plasma membrane; neuron projection.